Messenger RNA from Mugil cephalus (flathead mullet), 2340 nucleotides. RefSeq names its product serine incorporator 1 (gene serinc1). The coding region runs from base 123 to 1502 and encodes 459 amino acids. The transcript has 10 exons. Lineage: Eukaryota; Metazoa; Chordata; Actinopteri; Mugiliformes; Mugilidae. The record is from RefSeq and is a predicted model, not a curated record. Gene Ontology annotation, cellular component: membrane.
CAUAAUAACAACAACAACAAAAAAAACGUAAAGAAGUACUAGAAGGGAAGCCUCCAUCUUGUAAGAUCUCAUCUGCUGUCACAUCUACCGCUGGACUAGAGAAGGAACAAACGACAUCCAUCAUGGGGGCCGUUCUCGGACUGUGCUCCAUGGCAAGCUGGAUACCCUGCCUGUGUGGCAGCGCCCCCUGUCUGCUGUGUCGGUGCUGCCCCAGUGGAAAUAAUUCCACAGUGACUCGUCUCAUUUAUGCUUUCUUCCUCCUGCUUGGAGUGGGUGUUGCCUGCAUCAUGUUGAUGCCCGGCAUGGAGGGGCAACUUAAGAAGAUUCCAGGUUUCUGUGAAGGAGGUAUUGGUUCAUCUAUUCCUGGUGUGGAGGGUCAUGUGAACUGCGAUGUGCUGGUUGGCUACAAGGCCGUGUAUCGAGUCUGCUUUGGAAUGGCCAUGUUCUUCCUACUCUUCUCUCUGCUUAUGAUCAAAGUUAAGAGCAGCCAAGAUCCCCGAGCUGCGCUGCACAAUGGGUUUUGGUUCUUCAAGUUUGCUGCAGCUGUUGCCAUUACUAUCGGAUCAUUUUUUAUCUCAGAAGGUCCCUUCACUACCGUUUGGUUCUAUGUCGGCAUGGCUGGAGCCUUCUGCUUCAUCCUGAUCCAACUGGUCUUACUCAUUGAUUUUGCUCAUUCAUGGAACGAGUCCUGGGUGGAGAAGAUGGAGGAGGGGAAUUCUCGCUGUUGGUACGCAGCUUUACUGUCAGUCACCGCAGUGAACUACUUGCUGUCUCUGGUAUCUCUGGUGAUGUUUUAUAUCUACUACACCCACUCUGACGGCUGCACUGAGAACAAGGUCUUCAUCAGCAUCAACAUGCUGCUUUGCAUCGGGUCCUCUGUCCUGUCCAUCCUGCCACAGAUACAGGAGUCUCAGCCCCGGUCUGGCCUGUUGCAGUCCUCCCUUGUUACCCUGUACACCAUGUACCUGACCUGGUCUGCCAUGACCAAUGAGCCCGAUAGAAAAUGUAACCCAAGCCUUCUGGGUAUUAUUGGGCUGAACAGCACCCGUCCUGAAGGUCAAGACCACGUAGUUCAGUGGUGGGAUGCCCAAGGGAUUGUGGGACUGAUCCUCUUCCUCAUGUGUGUCCUCUACUCCAGCAUUCGCAAUUCAUCCAAUGGCCAGGUCAACAAACUGACUCUGACCAGUGAUGAGUCUGCUCUGAUCGAGGACGGGCCUCAGCCUGACAACUUCGAAGAGGAUGGCAGUCACGGCCGAGCUGUAGACAAUGAGAAGGAUGGGGUGACAUAUUCAUACUCUUUCUUCCACUUCAUGCUUUUCCUGGCAUCACUCUACAUAAUGAUGACCCUCACCAACUGGUACAGCCCCGACUCCAAUUACGAGGCCAUGACCAGCAAGUGGCCGUCUGUGUGGGUGAAGAUCUCCUCCAGCUGGAUCUGCAUCGCCCUCUAUGUGUGGACACUGGUGGCUCCUCUGGUCCUGGUCAACAGAGACUUUGACUGAGACACACGCCGUCCCACUGCUCAUCCAUUCAGUCAUGCUCUGCUUCAUCUGUGUUUUGUUUUAGAAAAAUCACUAGAACAGUAGGUAGUGCCACCUGCUUACUUACUGCUGGAGGAACGGGGCUGUGAUCAUGUGAUCAAAUUUUUAUUUGUCUCUAUCAGUCUUUACACCAGCCCAGUCUCCUCUGAUGUGAUUUCACUGUGAAUCCUCAGCAGCCUGUUUUAAUGGUUCCCUACGCUUUUGCAUUUGUAAAUAUACUGUACGUAUUUUAUUAAACCCAAUGCAUCGAUGUGUUUCACGCCUCUAGAAGGAGCUGCAUGAUUUUCUCUUAAAACGUGAUGUGACAUUAUAAGUAACAGUCGGUGUGCUUUUACUCAUUUGCUUUCCCCCUGCUUUCCCCCUCGUGAUCUUUGAUCACCUCCCCUCCCCUGGACAGCAACCAUGUACUGUAGUAACAUAUAUAGAAAUGCUGUUACAUGUUUAAGAAAAAAAAGAAAGAAAUGAGAGUGACUCUCCUCUCCAUGCAUGGAGUGUGUUGCGUCUUGCAUUCCUUUUCUGUUUUCCCUAUUCCCUCACGCACACACAAAUGCUUUCCAGUUUUUGACUCGCGUUGAAUUUUGACUUUAGUUGUGAAAUUUUUAACGGAUUGCUUUCAGACUUCUAGAUAAGUUAUUUCACAGUGUUUGCCAUUAACAUAUAAAGUAGCUUCUCACAGACUUGGCAGACACAGUGCAGCUGUGUGUUGGUUAUUAUGGUCUCCUUUGUGCUUUUAUCCUGAUGACAUUUCUCUUGACCCAAAAGUGUUGUUAAGUCGUUAAAUAAAACUGAGGAAAAGUAA